AUUAAUUUAUUACACUUUUAGUUACAAUUAAACAAACAAUUGAAUCAUUGAUUAGAGUAUAUAUUGUUUAGUCGUAUAUAAAGUUUAAUCAAAUAAGCAAUCAAUGAGUGAAAUGAUAUUAUUUUUAAAUUGAAAUUCAAGUGUUUUUUGUAUUUUUCACACUUUGUGUUGAUUUUUGCAGUCAAACACGUGUUUUGUAUUUUGAAUUAAAACUUGUGAUUAAAACACUUAUCUUUAGUGACAAACGAUAUGACGACUAAUGAAGCGAUCGGUAAUAUGUUUGGUCUGUUUGGUUGCGAUGAUCAGCCAUCAGAUAAAACCUUUGAUGGAUAUAAUGGUACUGAAGAAGUGACACAAUCUAAUAUUUGUGUGCAACUGAUGCCUGACAACCAUAAAAAGGCGACUGAAGAGGCCAUCGAUGAUAACAAAUGUGUUAUCUGUAGUAACAUUACAAUUAAAUACCGGUGUCCUAAAUGCCAAUUAAAGACCUGUUCAUUGAUUUGCUGUAAAUCACAUAAGAGUCGCUUCAACUGCGAUGGUAUUAGAGAUAAGACGCCUUACAUCAAGAUAUCUGAGUUUACACAACAAGACUUUCUCUCCGACUAUUUCUUUCUGGAAGACGUCGACCAAACACUUGACAACAAUUGUCGUCAAAGACGUGCUAUCAUUAACUCCAAACAAAUUAUGCCAAAAUGGUUACAAAAGUUAUCAAAAGAGGCUCGAAAUAGAGGAACCAAUUUGAAGAUAAUGCCGGGAGGUUUCACACGACGCAAACAAAAUACCACUUGUUUUAUGUAUAACGACAAUACCAUCAAUUGGGACAUUGAGCUCAAGUUUAUCCACGCAAUCGAUUCAAAGGACUUGAAAAAUUUGGACCAAUUAUUAGCUGAAGAUUUGGUUAUAUCUCACUCUGAAUUUUCGUGUACUGAACGUCGUAUAAAUGAAAAUACUUCUCUAUCGACAAUAUUAACCAAAUAUAUCGGUGAUAAUGAUCUGAUUGACAAUUACGACAAAAAUCGCAAAUUAAUGUUAUAUCGGAUGUUAGGUUUGGAUGGCAUAUCUGUUUUGUUUCGCAAAGAAAAGUGUGGUUUAAAAAAUAAUAAGUAUUAUGAAAUAGAUUUGAAUAAAUCAAUUAAAGAUAAUCUUUUCCGACGACUAGUCAUCGAGUUUCCCACAUUUUUGGUCAUUUUAAAUAAGUUUAAAUAUUUAUUUGAUAUAUGCGAUGAUAAACAUUAAAAUUGAGUUUACUAUGAAUUUAUAACAAUUAUUAUAUUUGUAUUUUUAUAUAAAUAAAAUUAU
Messenger RNA from Oppia nitens, 1299 nucleotides. Its product is annotated as box C/D snoRNA protein 1-like. The coding region runs from base 250 to 1236 and encodes 328 amino acids. The transcript has 3 exons. Gene Ontology annotation, cellular component: pre-snoRNP complex; nucleus. The record is from RefSeq and is a predicted model, not a curated record. Lineage: Eukaryota; Metazoa; Arthropoda; Arachnida; Sarcoptiformes; Oppiidae. Gene Ontology annotation, biological process: snoRNA localization; box C/D snoRNP assembly; maturation of LSU-rRNA from tricistronic rRNA transcript (SSU-rRNA, 5.8S rRNA, LSU-rRNA).